UCCGCAAGUGUUACAGCUCUUUUAGAAUUUGUCCAGCAGGUUUUCUGACUCCGGUCGGAAGACCCCUCCCACUCUGAUUGGUCUUUAACAACAGUGAGCUCCUGCUCCCGCUGCCUCUGCCUAGGGUGCAGUGUGGGGGCUUUGAUCCCGCGCCGGUUUCCUGGGAAAUUCUUGUGUGCUAGAGCUAGGGCCACGCUCCGAGACUUCCGCCUCGUGCGAUACCUCUUCCUUUCUGCCUUCAUCGGCCCGCAGCCGUGGGGGAGGCGGCUGGUUGCAGGCUUCUCCGGAUCUCUUCUGUGUUCCCACUGCUCAAGUACCGAGUGGCGUCCUAUGGCGUCCGCCUCGGCUCAGCCCGUGGCCCUGAGCGCAGAGCAGGCCAAGGUGGUCCUGGCGGAGGUGAUCCAAGCGUUCUCGGCCCCAGAGAAUGCCGUGCGCAUGGACGAGGCUAGAGACAAUGCGUGCAACGAUAUGGGCAAGAUGCUGCAGUUCGUGCUGCCCGUAGCCACACAGAUCCAGCAGGAGGUUAUUAAAGCCUAUGGCUUCAGCUGCGACGGGGAAGGUGUCCUUAAGUUUGCCCGCCUGGUCAAGUCUUACGAAGCCCAGGAUCCCGAGAUUGCCAGCCUGUCAGGCAAGCUAAAGGCCCUGUUCCUGCCACCCAUGACCCUGCCGCCCCAUGGGCCUGCUUCCGGAAGCAGCGUGGCUGCCUCCUGAGACCUGUUCUUUCCUGCUAUGGAGGAGGCCCUUGUGUUCCAGAGGAUAAUAAAUGUGCUUGUGACUAAA
Molecule: messenger RNA, 780 nt
Organism: Apodemus sylvaticus (European woodmouse)
Lineage: Eukaryota; Metazoa; Chordata; Mammalia; Rodentia; Muridae
Gene: C2H12orf57
Product: chromosome 2 C12orf57 homolog
Exons: 3
Coding region: 331-711 (126 amino acids)
Biological process (GO): post-embryonic development
Source: RefSeq, a predicted model, not a curated record